Messenger RNA from Exophiala aquamarina CBS 119918, 1542 nucleotides. RefSeq lists its product as uncharacterized. The transcript has 6 exons. NCBI's taxonomy places the organism in Eukaryota, Fungi, Ascomycota, Eurotiomycetes, Chaetothyriales, Herpotrichiellaceae. Gene Ontology annotation, biological process: transmembrane transport. Gene Ontology annotation, cellular component: membrane. The coding region runs from base 1 to 1542 and encodes 513 amino acids. Gene Ontology annotation, molecular function: transmembrane transporter activity. The record is from RefSeq and is a predicted model, not a curated record.
AUGGAAAAACAACCUGCAGAGCUCGCCCAUCUGGAGGAUCCAGUGGAGAGAACAACGUCUAUUGAGAUUCAGAAGCCAAGGAUCUCUGAGGAGACAUACCUCGCCGACGAUGCCGUCACUGAGAAAAGGAAGAAAUCCCCAACGGAGAAGAAACUCGUGUUGAAGAGUGACCUUGUCAUCGUCCCUCUGGCCGCUUUGAUUUAUUUCACUGCUUAUCUGGAUCGAAACAGCAUUGGACUCGCGAAUGUCAUGGGCAUGUCCAAGGACCUCGGGCUGACUAGCAAUCAGUACUACAAUUGCUUGAUGAUGUUUUACGUCGGAUAUAUCACCUUCAUGCUUCCAGCAAACGUGGGACUUCGAUUGUUCCCUAAGCUUCCCCCAAAUUAUAUCCUAGGUGGCUCGGCUCUUCUCUUUGGAGGCUUUUUGACGGCCAUGUCUGCCGCCCAGGGCUAUGAGACAGCGUUGUCGAUGCGAGUUUUGAUAGGGUCGUCGCAAGCCUUCAUCCAAGGUCUCGGACUCUACGCCUCCAUGUGGUACAAAAGAGAUGAGGUAGCAACCAGGGGUGCCAUAUAUUAUGGUGCAGCAACGAUUUCAGGCGCUUUCAGUGGCUUGAUAGCCUAUGCGAUACAAAAUACAUUGACCCUUGAGCGGACGGGGAGAGAGCCAUGGCGAUGGCUCUUCAUCAUUGAAGGGUCAAUGGCAUUAUUCAUUGGCGCACUGGUGGUGGUAUUCCUCCCGCGAUUUCCGGACCAGCUUCGUGGUCGCAAGCAUUGGUUGUUCCGUCCUGAGGAGGUAGAGCUUGCCGUCCAGCGGAUGAGAACAUACAACACAGUCGGCGCCAAAUUCCGCGCCCGACAAAUCUUGACCGUCCUCAAAGACCCGAAAUGCUGGCUUUUUGCCUUGAUCAACGCAGGUAUUGCGAACGGAAUCGGCUCGGUCGGCUUGUUCUUGCCAACGUUCGUGCAUGAAUUUGGCUUCUCACGAGAACGAACACUCCUAUUCUCAGUGAUUCCAUACGCAUGCGCGACAGUAGUGCUGGUCAUGGUUGGCAAAGCGUCGGACUGGGCCAAUCGCAAGGGGAUCUUCCUCGUCGGCACGCUCUCAACCGUAGCUAUCGGGUAUAUCCUGCUACUGACGGUGUCAUCCACUGCGGUCAAGAUAUUCGCCGCCUGCCUGAUCACAUCAGGUCUAUAUCCCAGCGUGAUCCUCCUGGUGAGCUGGCUCGGCGUUAACACUGGCGGCUUCACCAAACGCGGCACCACAUGGGCCGUUGCUGAGAUCUUCGGCCAAUGCUUCUCCAUCAUGGGCACCCACAUCUAUGACGGCGCUCCCAGGUUCAUCAAGGGCCAUUCCAUUCUCUUGGGAUUCAUCCUCCUUGCAAUCUUCAAUUCGUGUGUGCUUAUCUGGUGGAUGAAUAGGGAGAACAAAAGGAGGGAUGCGAUCGAGCAGGAAUACAGAGAUCGUGGCGAGACGCAUCCUCAUGCUACCUUGUCACUGGAGGAUGUCCAGGACUUUCAUAUCUCUUUUAGAUAUAUCCUGUAG